CUUGACCACUGCGGCCGGGCGUGGAAGUAAGCGUCGACACUCGACACUACCCAACAAAUACACGGAAUCUCAUUUCGCCAAGUCCACCGCGUGAGCAGAGCACUGAGCACGAACAGAGAGCACCACCAAGCUCCCGAUUCUAGGCCACGCACCGCCAAGUGGACGAGCUAGCAACCUCCUGAUCUUCGCCAUGGACGACGCCGGAUCAUCAUCCUCGCCGCUGCGCGUCGUGAUCGUCCCGUGGCUCGCGCUGGGCCACCUGCUCCCGUACAUGGAGCUCGCCGAGCGGCUCGCGUCCCGGGGCCACCGAGUGUCCUACGUCUCCACGCCGCGCAACCUCGCGCGCCUCCCGCCGCCGGCGCCGCGCGUGGAGCUCGUGGCGCUCCCGCUGCCGCGCGUGCACGGCCUCCCCGACGGCGCCGAGUCCACCAACGACGUCCCGGCACACCAGCGGGAGCUCCACUGGAAGGCCUUCGACGGCCUCGCCGCGCCCUUCGCGGAGUACCUGGCCGCCGCGUGCGCCGACGAGGCCACGACGCCUCACUGGGUCAUCGCCGACACUUUCCACCACUGGGCCGCCGCCGCCGCCCUCGAGCACCGGGUGCCGUCCGCCAUGCUUCCCCCGACCGCUGCCUUGAUCGCCACCGUGCUCAGUCACAGCCAGCCGUCGGAGCACGACGGAGCGCGCGCUCCUCCCCGUUAUGAGCAAGAGGGGAGGGAACCGAUUUACAGCAACCAUGGCGUGUCGGGCAUGUCCAUCAUGCAGCGCUUAUUGUUGACAAAGGAGAGGUGCACGGUCGUGGCCAUCCGGAGCUGCGUCGAGUGGGAGCCCGAGUCUUUCCCGCUGGCGGCCACGAUCCUCGGCAAGCAGGUCGUGCCCCUCGGCCUUCUGCCGCCCUCAGCCGAUGCAGCCCGCCGUGCCGCCGCCAGCGGGGCAGAGCACGCCACCGUGCGCUGGCUGGACGCGCAACCUCCCGGCUCGGUGCUGUACGUGGCGCUGGGGAGCGAGGUGCCGCUGCGCGUGGAGCAGGUGCACGAGCUGGCCCUCGGGCUGGAGCUCGCCGGGACGCGCUUCCUCUGGGCUCUCAGAAAACCCAGCGGCCCCGGCGCGGCCGCCGUCGAUGCCGACAUCCUCCCUCCUGGUUGCCAAGAGCGCACGCGUGGCCAGGGGCUGGUGACCACGGCGUGGGUUCCCCAGAUGGGCAUCCUGGCGCACGCGGCCGUGGGCGGGUUCCUGACGCACUGCGGCCGGAGCUCGCUGAUCGAGGGCCUCCUGUUCGGGCACCCGCUCGUCAUGCUCCCAAUCUUCGGCGACCAGGGGCCGAACGCGCGGCAAAUGGAGGCGAAGAAGGUGGGGCUGCAGGUGGCGAGGGACGAGGACGACGGGUCGUUCGACCGCCAUGGCGUCGCGGCGGCGGUCCGGGCCGUCAUGGCUGACGGAGAGGCCAGGAGGGGCUUCGUAGCAGGCGCAGCGAGGAUGCAGGAGGUGGUAGCCGAUACAGAGCGACAUGAGAGAUACAUCGACGAGUUUGUGCAGCAGCUUAGAUCUUACUCCGCCGCAGGUGCAACGAACUGAUGACAAUUUCACUACUGCCAAAUACUAAAUCAGUAAAAUCGUUCCAGAUUACUUUGGAAACCACACAUUCAAAGAAUUUAUCGGUGGUGCACUGA
This is a messenger RNA of Triticum dicoccoides, 1671 nucleotides long. RefSeq names its product UDP-glycosyltransferase 91D2-like. The record is from RefSeq and is a predicted model, not a curated record. Gene Ontology annotation, molecular function: UDP-glucosyltransferase activity. Lineage: Eukaryota; Viridiplantae; Streptophyta; Magnoliopsida; Poales; Poaceae. The transcript has a single exon. The coding region runs from base 191 to 1576 and encodes 461 amino acids.